GCUGUCACUCUAGUUUAUUGGUCUCUGGCUGUCACUUGUUCUGUCAUUGUUGUCAGGCUGUCAGCAAAAAUAACUUAAAAUCUGUACAUUUCUAGAUUCUCACAAAUAAUUCAACGACCUUUCAACUCACUUUCUUUCCGGUAGUGUUAACGAAUAUACAAUAAUACUUAAAUAAAGAGGGUAUAAUUGCAUAGUUGCUGGCUCCUGAAACGCGGUAGACCUUAACGUCUUCACCUUUGCCUAUUUAAUUAGUGAUCGAACCGAAACACACGAGAUAAAUCACAGCAUUGUUAUACGGUGACUAAUCUAGGAAGAAAAGAUCGGAUAUGAGAAAUUUAAAAAAGGAAGUACAAUAGUGUUUGUUAUUUUUGGCGGUAGUUUAUGUGAUGUCAGACGGGGAUCCUUCUUUGGAAGAGGACGUACCGAAGCCGCUCCUCCAGAAAGCAGAGGAGAAUGUUUUUUCGCCAAAGUUAACCAAUCCAAUAUAUGCGGGUGGCGUAAAACUUCAACAUAAGAAAUCCGACGUUGGUGAGACGGAGUCUUUUUUGUCUGAUGCCCAACGCAAUGAGCUUGCAUUCCAACAACUCUUUCAAGAUGGAGAUGCAGCAUUUCCCGAGACGGAGAAAACGGAGCAGGAGAAGAUGGGUGACCUGCAGGCCAUGUCCGUGCUGAGCAACUACCAGGACAAUCUGUCUCAAGAGAUGAACACCGAUCGGGACAACGGUAGCGAAGCGUCAACGCGUGCUGCCGAGGAGUGUGGUUGCGGGGAGCCGGCGCCCACUCUCCCGGGUGGGGUAAACGGCAAGGCCAAGACGGUCGCAAACCACUGCUCGAUCGUAAUGGGCGGCAUACAUAACAACCCGUCACUCACGUUCAACGACGGAGUUCGGUCUAUAGACUUUGUGCUGGUGUGGGAGUCGCUUAAAGAGGACGCGACUAGUCCCGAGGCGUACGAGCAGAGGCGCAUUUUUGAGCACAACCUCGAGCAGGAUGGCUUGCAGCUCGAAAGGGAGGCUCCUGAGGGACUCCACGGGCUGCACUUUGUUAAGAUACACGCGCCAGUGCAAGUGUUACGAGACUACAGCGAGAUACUGAAACUCAGGAUGCCGAUGAAGGAAUGCAGUAAGAUACGAAAAAGUGGCCGGACGAAUGCCAUACUGAAUGCUGCGUUGUAUAUGUCUAAGUUCUCAGCGUUAAAGGACGUGCACGAGAAGACGAACAGCCUGAUAGACCGCAUCGACGCGUGCUGGGAGCGUCUCAUGGCGAGGAUCCGAGUCGACCCCGAAAUGUUCCCCGAGAGGAAGCACCGACUCACCGCUAUAUAUUCAAAAGACAAGGAGUAUUUAUUCGAUACAAACUCCGAGUGUUUCUGGACGCCGUCGAUCCGUUCGCGCAUCGUGCAGUUCAUACUGGACCGGAAGAAGUUCUCGCACCAGCCCCACGACGACUUCGCGUUCGGCAUCACGCGCCUCAUCUCCAACUGCACUUACAGCGCCGCGUACCCGCUGCAUGACGGCGAUUUGAAGACACCGGGUUCGAUGCGACAUCUGCUGUACACGGAGUGGGCCGCCGUGUCAAAAUGCCUCAAGUACCAACCACUUGACUACGUGAAAGACUAUUUCGGAGUUAAGAUUGGGUUGUAUUUCGCAUGGCUUGGGUUUUACACUCACAUGCUAAUACCGGCCUCGCUGGUGGGGCUCAUCUGCGUUAUCUACUCGGCGGCCACCGUCUAUUCCAACAAACCGAGCGAAGACAUAUGCAACUACACGUCGUCGAUCAAGAUGUGUCCGCAGUGCGACUACUUCUGCGAUUACUGGGACCUGCGCGCCACCUGUCUGCAGUCGCGCAUCACGUAUCUCUUCGACAACUCCACCACCGUGUUCUUCGCCAUAUUCAUGAGCUUCUGGGCGGCGUGUUUCCUGGAGCUGUGGAAGCGGUACUCCGCUGAGAUGACGCACCGCUGGGACCUCACGGGGUUCGACGUGUACGAGGAGCACCCGCGCCCGCAGUACCUCGCGCGCCUCGCGCACGUCAAGCGGACGCAGCUGAACGUGGUGACUGGCGAGCGCGAGCCGAUGGUGCCGUUCUGGCGCAUGCGCCUGCCGGCGGCGCUGAUGUCGUUCAGCGUGGUGGCGCUGCUGGUGUUGCUGGCGCUGGCCACGGUGCUGGGCGUGGUGCUGUACCGCAUGUCGCUGCUCGGCGCCGCCAUCCUGCGGCAGAACAACGCGAUCAUCACCUACAACCCCAUCAUGUUCACCACCGCCACAGCCGCGUGCAUCAAUCUCUGUUUCAUAUGCAUGUUUAAUUAUAUAUACCAGUACUUAGCGGAGUGGCUGACGGAGAAGGAGUUGUUGCGCACGCAGACCGAGUUCGACGACUCGCUCACGCUCAAGAUAUACCUGCUGCAGUUCGUCAACUACUACGCGUCCAUAUUCUACAUCGCGUUCUUUAAGGGCAAGUUGAUCGGCCGGCCUGGCGGAUACGUGCGCUUCUUCGGGCACAGGCAGGAGGAGUGUGCUCCGGGCGGGUGCCUCCUGGAGCUGUCGAUCCAGCUCGCCAUCAUCAUGGUAGGCAAGCAGUUCAUCAACACCAUCGUUGAGAUGAUGAUGCCCUACCUGCUCAAGUGGUGGUACAUCAUAAGGACUAUCGGCAGGAAGAAACACAUAAAGAGUCCGUUGCAGUGGGUGAAAGAUUUCAAAUUGGUCGAUUUUGGCAACAUGGGACUGUUUCCUGAAUAUUUAGAAAUGGUGUUGCAGUACGGGUUCGUGACUAUAUUCGUGGCAGCGUUUCCACUUGCGCCGUUGUUCGCGCUGAUCAACAACGUGCUGGAGAUGCGGCUCGACGCGAAGAAGUUCCUAACGUGCUACCGGCGGCCCGUGCCGCAGCGCGUCACCGACAUCGGCGUCUGGUACCGCAUCCUCGACUCCAUCGGCAAGCUCAGCAUCAUCACCAACGGUUUCAUAAUCGCGUUCACGUCGGACUUCAUACCGAGGCUCGUGUACCAGUUCUCGAAGGGUUCUCUGGACCAGUACGUGAACCACACGCUGGCGGACUUCAAUAUUACCGUGUUAGAACAUCCGCCCAUCAAGACAUACUACAACGAGACUAUGUGCAGUUUCCCUGGCUAUUGGUACUACAAGGAGGGUGAAAACUACGAGCAUAGUAACUGGUACUGGCACAUCAUUGGAGCCCGUUUGGCUUUUGUUGUCGUGUUUGAGAACGUGGUGGCGUUGGUGAUGAUCAUCGUGCGCUGGGCCAUCCCCGACAUGUCGGGCGAGCUGCGCGACCGCAUCCGGCGCGAGGCCUACGUCAUCAACUCGUUCAUCCUCGACGAGACGCGCGCGCGCUCGCGCCUGUCGCGCACGCCGCGAGACGCGCGCUACUCCGCGCACGCGCCCGGGGACGCCGCGCCGCACUCGCCGCACUCCCCGCCCUCCCCGCCAGGUCGCCCCUCCACCUCCACGCCCGUCUAGUAACGCGGUUACGAGGACGGCACGGAGCCCGACUGGAACCACAUAGCGUCACUUUCGGGCUCGGACUUCGACCUGGCGGCGCACGGCGACCAUCAAGACAUCACCGACUUCUCCAAGCACGUGGUGGCAGAACUCCCCGACCCGCCAGGCAAGCCGGCGCCCGCGCAUGUCUAGGCACAUGACAAGCUCCAUGUGCGAUCUCAAUGCUUGAGGCAACUUCGUCCAGACUGGCGUCCAGGUAACUGUGACAAUAUGUGCUGUAUCUUGGUAGGAGUUUGUUCGAACUGGGUUGUAUGUGAAUCGUUUUGCUUACGAAGGAGUACAUUUACAUUAUGGAAAUGUGUCACAAAAAGUCUCAUUGUUCAAUAUAAAAGUUUUUGGUAACGUUGGAGGGAUAAGCCAGUGAUGGCAAAAUUAACUUACUCUUAAGUAAAAUGUCCAGGUUUUGUUUUUUUUAUUUGUAUAAACUACGUAAGCUCUACAGCUUAUAUAUAACUUCUACAUGUUAGAUUCAAUACUUGGGUUCAUAUCUAUACUUAGGUGAAACAUAUAAGGAAGCCAAGGAGGAACGCCUUGUUUGAAUAAGAUGGUUUAUGUGUUCACCAUGAACAAAGUAAUUUAUACGAAGUAUGCAUUUUUUUUUGUAAAAGUCAACAAAUAGCUUUGUUAUUUUAUCUCGAAUGUCGAUAUGAUAUCACGAUAUCGGUAAAUCGAUGUUGUUGUGAUAUAAUAUCGAUACAUUUAUUUCGGUUCUGUUUCGAUUAUCGUUACGAUCAUAAGGCAUAAUGCUUAUAAACAAUGAAUUGUACACAAUCGAUUUGAUAUAAAUAUGGAAUUCAAUGACUAUCGAUAAUAUUGAUAUAUUUGCCUUUGAAGUGUUCGUAGCGUACUGGAGAAUUAACUCAUAUUUUUUUUUAAUCUAUAUAUAUUUAAUGAUAAUUAAAUAAAAAUGUCUUGAAGUUCCGAUUAAUGUACUUAAUAGGGAAACGAGUUUCCCAGACAUAUCGUGAAAAUGUACACAUUUCAAAGGGGUGAUAAAGAAAAGUGUAGAGUAGUGAUGAAGCAGAUGGCUUGGAACUUAUUAAGACCGUUGAUUACAUUUUUUUAGAUUAUUCUUGUAUCUCUGGUGAAUCUGUAAGAUAAAUUUGCGACGUACUUUCUCGAAAAGUACUCAAUGAUAAAGUUCAUUAAUUUAAUAAAAAAUUUACUGUUUAAUUAUCACCGGUUAGAUAAACUCCUAUGAAUAUAUUUAUAUAUUGUUAUAUACAUAUUUAUAUACAAUUAAAUAUUCUUCGUUGUAUUUUGUGUAAGCAACAAAGUUGAUAUUCAUCACUGGUAAUACAUAUAGUAAUCGACGGCUAAAUACGGUUAAACAUUUGGUAAGAACAGUACGCUUUUGUUAUUAACACUGCUUCGUUAUUUGAUUAAAAAAAUAUAAUAUUAGUAACAUAAUAGUUUAUAUAUAAAAAGUGAUUAUCUUGUGAAGCGCAAGACUUUUUUGAAUCUCAUGCAGCUUAUAUAAUAUAGUAUCUAUAUUUACAGCAGAUUUUAUACAACCAUAGAUAUUUAUUGCUAUGAAAAAAUUGUGAUAAAAAUUUACGUCAAGUCGCAAGCAGAGUCAAUUUUCAUAAUAAUAGUUGCUAUUGCAGUUGCUACUAUACUAAUAUCUUCUGUUCUCAAGUACUAGCUAUUCCGAAAAUUAAAAAGUUAACGGUAUUUGCAAAGUUUGUUUCAUGAGUAUACUUGAGACGGUAUGAUUCCAUCCAUAUAGAAUUUUUAUUUUAUCAUAUUCGUGAAUACAACUAUCGACUGAGAUUGACUCUAUUGACGUGUAUAGGCGUCCAAAUAUUGUCGUUAUCCAAAGAGCGCUGUAGUGAGUGAUGUUGAAAUUAUUUAAAACAUAUUUAUAAUGUAGCAAAGGAUAUAUUUAAAUUUCUAUGUUCGUGAAAGUUAAGAGAUUGCUUGUUUAGAUGGGCUUGCUUUAUGGUGGAGGGUAGGACACUCACCUCAAAUACAGUAAAUUAUUUAAUAUAAACUUUUUUAUAACGUUGUAUUAAAACCGGCUUGACGAAUAUAUACGUCAUAUGUACCAUGAUAUAUGUAAAUAAAUACUUUUCAAAAUAUUUUUAUUAGUACAUAUCUUAUAUUUCGAACAGAUUUGUUAACAAAGAUUAAACUGUUUCGACGGAUAUAUACGUUAUGUAAGGAAACAAGCCUAUUAAAAUGUAACUUAUUAAAAUUGCCCAUAAGCAUUUAGAUUUUUUAUAUGUUGGCGUAUGAAUGUGACGUAGUUUUCCUGACGACUCUCAAAUUUCACUCGUGUGACGUCAUAACGCAAGAGCCGUGGGGUUAUAUUUCUCAGGUUUCGAUCUAGGACAGACACCCGUGGCCCUUUUAGAGGCCAAUAAUAGCAAUGCAUAACAAUUUACCAUGAACUGUUUGGCUCUUAGGGACGGGAUACUUCCCUAAGAGCCAAGAAAAUUUCGUUUUCUUUUCUUAAAUAAUAUCAAGGAAGGUUAGACGAGUUCAUAGAAUCAUUUUUACAAUCACUUUAAAAUAUAUGCAAGUCCAAAUUAUAUAUAAAUAACGUGUGGCGCCAAGAAUAAGGCCUCUGAUAGCGCGUGACCUCGCUCCCGCCUGAAUUCUGCAAGCCUGUGUAGUCAAAGCCUCGAAGUCACAAACGUUUUUUUUUAUAAACAUAACUGUUAGUUCUUAUAUUUGAAUUUUAUAUAUCGCAAACAUUUUAAAUUUAUAAAAGUAAAUAUAAGUUAAAUACAUGCUUAAAGUUUUCGUUUGAAUUCGAAUAAAUUUUGGUUUUUAAUUUAACUUUUUUUUGUAUAUGUACUCUUAAUAUUUUUAAGACAGAGAUUUGUGAAGUUACAAAAGUCUAAAUGAGUAAUGAACGCAGUAACACAUUAGGGGACCGGCCUGUGUUCGAUUUUGUACAUUAUUCUAUAUGUAAUGAUUGAUAAUACGAUAAAGAAACCCUCCUGCGAAAACUGCAUUAAAAUUGGUUAAAAAAUGAUCCAGUAAUUCAUAUUUCAAAUAUUACUAUGUGUCGAAGUGGGCGCGAAGUAGGGAUAUCGCUUCAUCUCUAUCUUUCGCACGCGUCGCAAUGCCCGAUGACGUCACACGUGGGUAUUGCGCCUCUUUUCUGUUUCUUGUUACUUACCCCUUCUACCGAAAUUAAAAGACUUAUAACUUGUUGAUUUUUUACCGGAUUUAAAUAAUUCUUUCUGUGUUAUAAUUUAUAUAACGUAAAUAUUUGAUAAUAAUAAAGAACAAAAAUGAGUCCGGUCCCCUUUUAUAGCGUACGAAUACAACUUGACGAUGACAACAGAUUUUUUUAUUGUGCAUCAAUGUUGUCACGGCAGUGAGAAAAUAUUUUAUUAAAAACAAUCACUUUUGUUUCACAGUAUAAUAAUUAAUGAAAAUAAUGUACAAAUACUAUACAAAUAAUAGUAAAGCUUACACUGUAUGCAUAAGUUGCGGAAAUAUGUGAAUACCGCAGUCAAUAAUAAAAUCUCAUAUUUAUUUAUUCUUGUAUACACAACCCCUUUCCAAAUUCCUAUUGUAUCGUUAAUAACACUGCCUUUUCCACAAAGUUUCAAUUCUUAGUUUCCUUUACGUGUGUAAGAAACAGGGAGGCUCUUUUAUUUCAAUCGGAAAUAGUACAAGAUUAGAAGAAACAAGGGGCAUAGUCACAUAUUACAUUUGGCGUGUAUGUACUAUGUCAGCAACAAUUUUUUCUAAACAGUAUCGUAACUUACAUUUUAUAGAAUAAUUGUAUAUGGGCUUGUUUCACAAAUAUCAAGAUUUUUUUUUACUAUUAUAUUGAACAGCUAAAGUAGACAGUAUAUAUUGUACGACAAUUUAUUUGGUAGCAUAGAUUAGAGUGUUACUUUUGUAUUCGGUCGACUUAUACAUUUAUGUGACGAGCAUUUACUCAGAAGUUGUGACACAGGCCUUUAAGAUAAAAUAUCUUUUAUAGACAAUCAUGAUAUCAUGAGGUACCACAUUUCAGGUAGACUGUAAUAUUGAAAUUUUGCACGCGUAAAGGGAGCCUCACGUAUCUGCAAAUAUUAAAUUAUAAAUUAGGCUUUUCAUAAAAUGUGAUUUAAUAUAUUUUGGUGCUGUUAACUAAUUGUUUUAGAUAAGGCGCUUUUGCCAACGCUGUGGCUGUUUAUUGUUAAGGAUUAAUAUACAACUAGUCAUGUAAGUGUUUUGUGAACAAAUAUGUGUAUCACGUCUGUAUCGAGAUAUUUUCUCUUGAAUCCAAUGCUUUGCCGAUAGAAUAUACGCCAUCAAUUUAGGUGUUUGCUGUGAAAAGUCAUAAUUAAUAAAAAAUCUUAUUGUCUUAAUAAAUUAAUUACAUAAUAAUAUUAUAGUAUUUGUCAUAUAAAAGGAAAAAAAAUGAAUAAUAAAAUGUUAUAAUUGUGUCGACUGUCGAUGGUCCCUCGUCAGUGGACAUUCUAUUAGAGCCAACUCCACUUACUAUCAGGAGCACUGGGGUCAAUGUGCCGUGCCUCAACAAAAACAAAGAAUACUGAUGACGUCAGCUUCCUCGAAGUUUGACCUAAAUAUUAGUAAAUUAACAACUUUUUCCUUCGUUGCCCUGAAGCAUUUGGUUAGUUACCGACAGUCCAUUGCAUAUAUUUUAUCUUUGAUGUCUUUGUUUUGUCAGUUCUUUAUAAUAUGCAGUUGUUACUUCCACUGAAUCAUUGACUAUUGCACUGCUUAUUUUAUUGUUAAAGACUAUAGUAGUGGCAUUUCAGAAUGUGUAUGUAGUGAUAAAAAUAUGUUUGAAUGUUUUAAAUGGUACGGCAACAUGAAAUCUUAAUUUUAUAUCAGUUAGUAUAAUAAUAAAGUAACCGAUAAGCACAUUAUUUUGUACAUGAAUUCUUUAUAUCACUGCAUGCACAAACAACACGUUAGGAGCAAAUGUAGUUAUAAGUCAUUUAUAAAUGUCUCGAAAAGACGCGUUAGUUCUCAAGUAGAGUCAGCCAUAAGUGUUACCAGAAAGGGUGUAUAACGCACAACCUACGUCACAUAAUUUUUGGAUCUGAUGUUCUAUGUCAUAAGGUAAAGAGUUUAUUUUUAUUUGUAAUAAGAGUAAUUUAAUUUGUCUGUCUAUAAUCUGUACCUGUCCUUGGAACUUUGUGCGGACAGUUCUUAAACAGAUACCUCGGGAAAAUGCUAGAAGAUUUAAUACAUUUAUGAAAUCAAAGUUUAACUACAAUAUAAUAUUUAUUAUACAAUACAAAUGAGAUGUUUAUUAUUGUCACGUAGAAGGCAGUGUUCGUGAAAGCUUUGUACGUGAUUGUACGCUUGUGUUACUGUUUAUACGAUUAUAUGGAGAGUUAACUGUG
This is a messenger RNA of Manduca sexta (tobacco hornworm), 8842 nucleotides long. It is a transcript of the gene subdued, whose product is annotated as anoctamin-1. Lineage: Eukaryota; Metazoa; Arthropoda; Insecta; Lepidoptera; Sphingidae. Bases 387 to 3473 code for a protein of 1028 amino acids. Gene Ontology annotation, molecular function: chloride channel activity; protein dimerization activity. The record is from RefSeq and is a predicted model, not a curated record. Gene Ontology annotation, cellular component: plasma membrane. The transcript has 21 exons. Gene Ontology annotation, biological process: chloride transmembrane transport.